Messenger RNA from Besnoitia besnoiti, 1428 nucleotides. RefSeq names its product sporozoite protein with an altered thrombospondin repeat SPATR. The transcript has 5 exons. The record is from RefSeq and is a predicted model, not a curated record. The coding region runs from base 1 to 1428 and encodes 475 amino acids. NCBI's taxonomy places the organism in Eukaryota, Apicomplexa, Conoidasida, Eucoccidiorida, Sarcocystidae.
AUGUGUGUCUCACUCUUUGGGGUGUCUGAUGCCUCUUCCUCCUCUCCGUCUCGCUUCGUGUUUGCCGCGGCGGUUACCUCCGCGGAACACGACUCCGCCGGAGCCUCUCCUCCUGAGGAAGCGACGCAUAACGCUGCAGAGGAAACCUCAGAGACGCCCGCUGGACGCCCGCAGGACGAAGCCACGAAGAAGGCUCUGCAGGCGGCCGAAGCGACUGCGGACGCUGUGGCGAAGGCCCUAGAGGUCGGCGUCCCGAUGCCGCCCCUUGCCGCGGGCUCGGCGGGCGCCGCCGCGGUCGCGAAGACCAGCGCCAAGGAUGCGACUGUCGCGACGAACGCGCAGGCCGCUGCGGACGCAGGAGGGGCGACUGACUCUACAGUGAUUCGAGCCGACGACGCGAAGUUUCAGGCUCAUCCGGAGGCACCUAGUGAGGAGCAUGGCGAGGCUUCGGAGAGCUCGGCGGAGGAAGAGAAGCCAAUCCCCGCCGACGGCGAACAGUGUAUCAUUUUUGCCGCAGAAGAGGGAGACCCCGACAGCUGCUCCUGCCCAGAGGGGUUUGUCCUUUGCAACUGGCAGGACGUGGCGGCCGAGCAGGCGCGUGUGGAGAAGAUAGGGCGAGCUGCGCAUGCAGCGGCUGUGCGCCAGCUCUUGCUCGACCUCGACAAACUGCCGCGUGAGGACCUUGGGAAGGCUCCGGCAUCGAGCGCGACCUCGCCGCAGACGACGGGCGUCUCGCCAGUCCUCUCGAAUAACGCAGCAGAGCCCGCGGCGUCGACCGAGCUGCGUCAGGCGCGUGAGCGAGUCCCCGCGGAGCUUCGAGGCACUGUUGAUCUUCCCGGAUCGCAGGAGGAAGGCCACGGCGGCUUGGGAGCGAACGCUCAGGACGACAGCGAGAUGCAGCGGCUUGAGGCCAUGCUGCCCCCAGAGCUGGCUGACACCGCUGUGAAUGCCUCGCGAACUGCCAAGGGUGAACACGCUGCAGCCUGGAUGAAGGCUCUCUGCGACGACGCCGACGUGGGCUUCAAGUCCUACGGAGUGCAGAUCGACUACGAGAUCGAGGUCUUCUGCGGCGACAACGGAACCAAGGAUUUUCCCGAUGUCCGCUUUGUCUAUGAUCUGAACACUUACGUGGACAAGAACCGGCUGACAAGGCUUCAGGCGAAGGACAGUAGCUGGACACCGCGCCACUGCCUUGUCGCGGAUUUUUACCUUUGCAAACGCCUCCCACCGAAAAGGAAACAAGUGAACUGCGAAAUGACAGGGUGGAGUGAAUGGUCUACUGCGUGCGUCGAUAAUACGCAAACGCGCAAACGAGGAAUCACGCGCAGCGGCCAGCACGGCGGGCGACUGUGCGUGUGGGACGGCAAACAGCCGGCGAGACCCGAGGUCACCGAGGUUCGCCCGUGUUCCAGCCCUUCGCAGGAGUAG